Messenger RNA from Capsicum annuum, 1714 nucleotides. Its product is annotated as WAT1-related protein At5g64700. Gene Ontology annotation, molecular function: transmembrane transporter activity. The transcript is spliced from 7 exons. Gene Ontology annotation, cellular component: plasma membrane. Bases 286 to 1473 code for a protein of 395 amino acids. The record is from RefSeq and is a predicted model, not a curated record. Lineage: Eukaryota; Viridiplantae; Streptophyta; Magnoliopsida; Solanales; Solanaceae.
ACACACGUGGUUAAUUUUAAAUAGAAAUAGAAAAUCGUAACCAAUAUGUAUUUUCACACAAAGAAUUCACUCUACAUUCAAGUUGUUGCUGGGAUCCAGGAGAUCACUUGUAUAUUAUUUCUUCAGCUUUUCAUUAUAUUUUCCCUUGAAAACAUGGAGACAAUGAGAAAGAAAAGACAACACACCAAAGAUUGUGAGUUUACGUUUUGCUCUCUAGCACUUUUCUCUCUAUAUAUUUACUUUAAUUUUGUGUAGCAGAAAGAAAAGGGAGCUAGCAGUAGAGACAUGGUGAUGAAGAUGGAGAAGAUAAAGAAAAAGUUGAAUGGAUCAAAUGUGUUGAUAGGAAUGUUGACAGUUCAAGUGAUAGCAACUGGAUUACAACUUCUUUCAAAAGUGAUAUUAAGUCAUGGCACCUUUGUUUUUGCCCUCACGACUUAUCGUCAUGUCGUUGCUACUCUUUGCAUCGCCCCUUUUGCUUUACUUUGGGAAAGGGAGAGUUUGAAGAAAGUGACGUGGUCAAUAUUUUUCUGGCUGUUUAUGAUAGCAUUAACGGGGAUCAUCAUGGCCAUGGGACUUUUCUAUUAUGGCCUCAAAGACACAACUGCCACAUAUGCUACUAACUUCCUCAAUCUGAUUCCAAUUGUCACAUUCAUCUUCUCAACUGUGUUAGGUAUGGAAAGGCUAAGGCUGAAGACGAAGAUUGGUAAAAUUAAGCUUUUAGGUGCAAUGUUGUGCUUGGCUGGAGCAUUGACAAUUACUCUUUACAAAGGGAAAGUAUUCUAUAUCAGUCAUAACCACAAGCAUCAAAAUAUUUCCAAGGCUAAUGAGAAUGUGGUUCGUGGAACUAUAUUUUUGAUGUGUAGCUGUAUGUCCUAUGCUUGUUGGUUCCUUAUACAGGCCAAGGUGUCCAAAGUGUUCCCAUACAAAUAUUCUGCAACAUUUAUUGUAAGCAUGAUUGCAACUGUCCAAGGCGCGAUUGUUGGAGUAUGCAUAGAUAGAAGAAAGGCCUCUUGGAAGCUGGGAUUCAAUUUGCAGCUAAUCACUAUCUUUUACUCGGGAGCAUUGGCAACGGCAGCAACAUUCUGCUUCAUAUCAUGGACAGUUACAAAAAAAGGACCAACUUAUCCUUCUAUGUUCAAUCCUCUGGCUUUGAUUUUUGUUACUAUCGCGGAAGCUGUCUUACUUGGUCAAGAGAUGAGUAUCGGGAGCUUGCUUGGCAUGUUUCUGAUCAUUGUGGGAUUAUACUCUUUCCUGAGGGCAAAAACCCAAGAGCUCACACAAAUUGGAUUACCAAAUCCAGGGGAUGCUGAAGCACCACCACCACCCGAAAAUGGAAUAAUAACGCGUACUAAGAACAUGGAAUUGCCAAUUUUAGCACUCGAAAAUGCUAGAUUUCUACCAACACCAGUAGAAGUUGCUCCAGCUCCUAUCGAAAAACAAGAAGACAAAGACGAAGAAAAACAAAGCAUAUGACAUUGUCCGCUGCCAAUGCUGGGCCAAAUAUGGUCCAAUUUUGUGCAGCAAGAAAACUAUAUUAACAGAAAAAAGAUUGUGAUGCUAUAAUUUUUCUUUUUUAGUAGGAGUGUGCUCUAAAUGAUGUUGAAGAUUCUGGAGGGACCAGUUUUGUCCAUUCGAAUACUUGAAGAGACACUAACCAUCAGGUGUUUUGUAUUGAAACACUAAAUUAUUAAUGAAGAAAAGGCAUUCAAUCUAA